This is a messenger RNA of Saccostrea cuccullata (small rock oyster), 1327 nucleotides long. RefSeq lists its product as uncharacterized. The transcript has 3 exons. NCBI's taxonomy places the organism in Eukaryota, Metazoa, Mollusca, Bivalvia, Ostreida, Ostreidae. Bases 8 to 706 code for a protein of 232 amino acids. The record is from RefSeq and is a predicted model, not a curated record.
CUUAGAGAUGUCCCCAAUUUCACGUUUGCUUCGUUUAAUUACUAUAACAAUGAUUUGCAAAGCAUCAAUUCAGGGCAAUUUCAGGAGUAGUUAUGGUGUAAGGAUAAAUUAUUGGUACCCAACCUCUUCUUGUGUUCGGUAUAAUAAUAUUCAAUCUCUUGGCAAAUGUUUUGCAACUUGCCUACAGAAGAUGGAAAACUUUUACUUGUUCAGCCAAGACUUGUUAAAUCAUGAAUGUUUGUGCUGUAAGGAUGUGCCUGGAACUCCUUUAACUGGAUCAGAAUGGAAGACAUUUUUGCCAAUUCCCUGUCCUUCUGGAUAUACCACGAUUAUGAAUACUUUUUAUGAAAUCUGUGUGAAAUACGUGCCUACACCUACGAUGUACGAUGAUGCUGUUUCCAGAUGUAAUGAAGAUGGUGGCGACCUCUUCAAAAUUGACUCAGAGAAAAAAUACGAGAUAUUCAAAGAACUUUUAGGACCAUUUACAGCUACAAAUGAAAUUCAAAUAUGGGUUCAGGGAGUAGAGGAAAACAACCAAUGGAAAUUCCACGAUGGAACUCCGAUUCCAAAUAUAUGUCCUAUUCGUGAAAGUAAUAACGCUAAUGAGAUUCAUCUGAGAUCCCACAGCGGAUAUAACUUUGACUGCAUUGACGACCCUCCGUCCAAUAAACAUGAUUAUAUCUGUGAAAUUGAUCGUUUCUUUUGACAAGCCUCCUAGUAUAAGGACAAGAUGCUCGUCAUUGUGAAAAGUAAACUGUGUUAACUGUCGUGGAAGUAAACGUUUUAUAUUGCUUCAGUUUAACAUUUCUAUACUUAAAGAAUGUGUAUCUAUAUUUUAUAUUUUAUAUGUGUUUCUAAUACUAGCAUUUAGAAUACUGUUUUAUCGUUUAUAGAUUAAUGUCAGAUGCUUGUUUCAAUUUAUAUUCACCCUUUUUAUCUUUAGACUUUCAUGUUCCCUAUGAACAUUCAGAACAUUUUUCUUUGACUUUGAAAUAAAAUGAAGUUAAGGAAAUUGUGAGAAUACUUAACACCAAUUUCGAACAUAACGUAGAAUGUUUCUAAUACUUUACACUUGUGACAAGUCCAAAAUGUAAUUUAAAUUUUUCAUUAUAUCACUAUACGUGUAAUUGCAAUAAACAUUUCGCUGAAAGAGCUACAUCUUUUAUGACAGAAGAUACAUUUUUGUCACCUUCAUCAAAGAAAAUGUAAAGGUUGCAGAGAUUACAUGCUUAACUUGCAGCACCAACAAUUUUAUAGAUAGACAAUGUGACGCCGAACACACAAUAAUCUCAAUAGCUUUCUAUAUAUUUAGGAUUUAGAUGUCAAG